AGAAAAGCUAUUACAGCAACAACACCUGGUUGCUAAGGAAGCUUACAUUCGGAACGCUCGGUUUUCUUCGGCAUGGAGUACUAGACCAGGGUUUAGGAGGAAGAAUGGUUUUUGACUUUAUGAAAGAACUUAGUUGCUAAGCAACCCAGCAACAUGUCGGAAGAAAAAACUAUAACCCUGUCUAUGGACAGGGAGGAGUCCCUUUUGAGAGGGUACAUCCCACUGAACGCAUUGAGUGUGUCAGGAAAAGACAAGAUUGAAAAGAUUGACUUUGCUGGAAAUGGUUACCUAACAGACGCUGCCCUACACUUGCUUAACAAAAACUCUUCAAACAAGGAUAUAUUUGACCAGCUGAAACAUGUGGAUUUAAUGGGCUGUAACCUAGUAACAGAUCAUGGCAUCCAGGCACUUGUCCAGUGCAUCCAGAAUUCUACAUUAUUAACACAGAUUAAUCUUGAUGGUUGUGAGUUAUUGACAGAAAACACAUUUUCUAUGAUGAAAAAGUUAAUUUCUACGAGACAAGGGAAACUGCAAUGCAACAUGAGAGCUACUUCUGUUGCCCUCCAGGCCAACAGGUGUAAAUCUAUGAACAAUUUAGGAUGUCAGCCUCUAAAAUCAGACAAAGAUUUUCUACAUGGUAAUGUAUUAAUUGUACCUCAUCCCAGCCUGACUACAAGUGUCGCUGAAUAUAUAUACUCUGGAAAAGUGGUAGAAAAAUCUUCCGGAUUUUUCAAAUCUGACCUCAAAGUUGAUGACUGGACCAUGUCAGUCACAGAAAUAAACCCAUCUAGUUGUUUACUGGACAGCAUGGAAUCAAUGGGCAGUGGUCAAGUGAUGAUUCCAUUUGAUGCAAGUUCUGACCCAAAGGACAUUACCAAACAUGUGACAACAACAAUAUCAAGAGUUGUUGCAAAGGAACCUGUUUGGCAGGAGUGGAGGGGCUCAAAACAGGAAAUUCCUUUUCAAGCCAUACAGAGCACUGUACCAUUUAUGGAUGUUUAUAAAGUUGUUGGACUAGAUCUGCUAGACCAACCUGAUGGCAGCAAGAACAUUCGAAAUAUAAGUCUGUCAGAUUCGAUGAUAGGGGUGUUCGUUUCGAGAGAAAGGUUCACACGUUCUAACAGUUAUUUUGAAGUCACAGUAGGGAUCGAGGGUGACAGUGGUAAAAGUGGCGCCCUUAUUGGUUGUCUGUACGAUGUCCUCUACUCGGAGAAUAACCCCAUGGAUUCCUCUUCCGAUGUUGGAGGGAUGGUUGACGGCUUUGAAGUAGCAUCUGGGCAGAAAAUUGUAGGAUUUGGAAUAGAUGGAGAAUGGGAAUCUGAGUAUGUGCCCUGUAGUGACGCCGAGUUCUAUUUUACUGAAGAUGGUGUGAAGCAACCACCUAAAAACCCUGAUGAAAAGCUAAAACCAAACGGAUCUAUGUACCCAAUUGUAUCAGUUCUCGGAGAAUCAAUAUGUACAGCAAAGUUGCCACCCCUAGUAGAAGCACCAGAGGAGUUAAAAAGGAAGUGGACCAAAGAAAAUAGAUGGAUUGAGAGGGGACGUGCUUGUGAUAUUCUUGUAGAUAAGGAGGGAAGAAUGAGAUAUUGCAGGAAUUAUGCGUCUGGCAGUAUGAGGGGUAUAUUCCUCGGACUGCGUGCGCCAGAUAACUACUCAUUUUCAGUUGUCAUAGAGGAACUUUCUCCAGAUACUAAUUUUAGCAUCGGAAUUGCCGGAGAGAGUUUAGUCAGUCUUGUGGCAAGUGGGAAAGGAAAUAUUCUAUACAGCUUAGUUUUUGAAACAAUUAAGUCUGGGGAAGUCAGUAUCAAGUGCGAGAAAGUAAAGGGUACUGCAGAGAAGGAAAUUAUAGAGCAAAUCAAGGAAUUGAAAGUUGGUGAUGAAAUCAAAGUAGAUUGCAAAGUGGUCAAUUCUGAGAAAGUAAAAACAGAUAUGGACAUGACCUUCUAUCAUAACAACAAACAGGUGUUUUCCUCGGUGGUUUCUUUUGACUUCAAAGCAAAACCAGCACGAUUAGUUCCCUAUGUAGGUAUAAAAACUAAAGAUGUCGUUCUAAGACUGAAGAAUUACAUGCCCACAUACCGCAGACCAGCACCUUACAAAGAUAAAAUAACACUUGGAAGAUGCCACUAUAUGAAUGUGAUGGACAAUGGAGAAUGUCAUUUCAAGGUGCCUGAUCAUUUUCCAAAUGACGGGAAAGUAUAUGGGUGGUUUAUGGGCAAGACUCCAUUUAACAAAGAUCUCCUGGAGUUCACAGUUGAAGUGAUGGAACUGGAUAUAAACAAACUAUUUGGUAUUGGUGUUACAGAGCCAAACUUUGUAGAGAGCCAUUCAUUUAUUGGAUGGAAACAGGACCAGCUAGGAUAUCAUGCUGACAAUGGAAAGUAUUAUCACAAUGAUGGAACCGGGAGUGACAAAGGCUAUAAAGGCGGUCCAAUUGACUCAAAAAUAAUUGAAGGUGAUACGGUGAAAUUAAAAGUAGUUCCGGCAGAUCAUCUUACGCCACUGUUGUUUGACGAGGAGGGUGUACUUCAACCUCACCAGAAAUUGUUAAUCCAGUUCUAUAAAAAUGGAGAACUUAUGUAUGAGAUCCCACAUGAGUUUCACAGUGAGGCGAUGUACCCAGCCUUUAGCACAAGAAACUCAGUAGUGAAAAUCCACAACUUCUAUCCUGAGACUGCGGCAUUACUAGCGAAGACUUUCAGCAUGAACCAGAAAAAUGAAGAAAAACCUAAUGAAAAAGAAAUACCUGAAGAGCCUCCUCAAGAUUUAUUUAAAGGAACAGAAUUUCUAGUUGUCGGGGUAACCAAUGGGUCAUCUGAUCCUGCUGGCAAGCUACAAAUUCUUAAACAACAAAUAGAACAGAUAGAUAAAUCAAAUUUUCAGGAAAUGAACAAUGUGGCAACGGCAAUAUCUGAAAUGGAACGAGAUUUGGCCUCUAUGGACCUUCAAGAUCAGCAGAGGUAUGGUCAGCUAUGUGGUAUCUAUGACAACAUGAUGAACUUUGUCAACAACAUCAAGGAUAGGGUUAGAUAUCUCCCACUUACCUUGAAUGCUGAACCUGACAAACUGAAAGAUGGUCGUGACAAAAUCUUAACAGAGCUGGUGAAAGCAGAAACCCGACUGAAAGCCUUGCAGCCUCUCAGAUAUAAGGAAUAUGUGCUGGUAGCAGGUGCUGGCAAAAAUGAGCAAUUUACAGAUGAAAUUCUGAAAACUCUGUCCGCAGAAAAAAUUCUGGAAUUUUCUAAAAUAUUCACUCAUUACUUAAAAGAUUUGUCAAAUACAAAUGGACGGUCAUUGAUGAGUAUAUUGAAGCUUAUGCAAUCAAGGGGGCAGUUACUCUUGUUGGAUAUUGGCAGUGACAAGAUUAUUGUGGAUAUAGAGUACAUGAUUCAUCUUGAAGCAAAUCUAUGGCAGCUAUUACCAGCAGAUCUUAUCAAGAUUAAUACCACAGUAACAUGUAUUGGUGAUAGCAGCCAUGUUUGGGAGCAUAAGUCUGUAGAGACAAAGAUACUGGGUGAAAUACCAGGAGCUGGUGAUAAAGAAGACAAGAAGAAGGUAUUGUGGUUGUUACUGGAGAAGAGUCUAGGACUUAUAAGAGUCCCCUGCCUGAGGACGAAACCUGAAGAAGAACAUUCCGUCUUUGUAAUUCAACAAAAUGUGUCCAGUCCACCUCAACCUUUGAAUGACUACUGGACACCUAGCAAAGAUUCUACAAAUUACGUUGUUAUGAAACAGAAGUAUACAUUCCCCCUCGGUUUACCAGAUUAUAUUCUUCCACUCAUCAUAUCAAACACAAACAAAUUUGGUCACAUGAUAGUAAUGUCUGGAGGAGGCGUGGUUUAUCAAAAUGGGGCGGUCCAAACUGUCAUCAUCAAGGAGGAGAUUCAUGGGAUGGAUACUAUUGUCCUUGAAUCAUGGUGUUACAUGCCAAAUCUGGACACCCUGGAUGACUCAAGAAUGUCAAAAUUAACGCCCUCCUAUGUCAAGGACUAUACUUGGAAUAUUUUCUGUAUCUUCACUGAUAUUGUUGAUGACCUUCUACAAAGGUCAAGAAUUGUUCCUAUGGUAACAAAAGAUUUCCCAAAAGACCUUGUGAACAUCUCUGUUGGUUGCAAGCACACAUGGGUGAACAAUGCAGAUUGUUCUGUUGUUCAGUCUGUUUGUACAAUGUGUAACCAUUGCUGUGGUAACAGGGAAGACUGUCCUUGGAAUGGUAUUAUGGGAGAGUAUCUACGACAGAGUGGUUGCUGUGCAGACACAUCAGGCUGUCAGGGUUGUGGUAUAUGCAUUCCUUGUGCACAAGAGUUAUGGGGUAUACGGUCUCGGUUACGGCCAUACGGUAAUGCCAUUACAGAGAUAGAGUUGAACAUUGCUGAGAAAACAAGGAUUUUAAAGCCUGGUGAGGAGAGUAAGCAGAAAUUGAGGGAUCCCCUGAAACAAUCAGUCAUGCCAUUAGACCCCUUCAUCUUUAAUGAAAUAGAAUUUACAAAUCUGUCUUCUGAAAACAAAUUAAUUUGUCUCAGAGAGGAAUCAGAUGGUACGAUACUGAAGGCUUUCCCAGGUGUUGCAGCCAGUGUAAAAGAUUUAAAUACAGCCAAUUUACCUGGAAAAUUACCAAAUCUACUAAGUAAUGGAGAUCAAAUCAAACUGAAGAUAACAGAUCCACUGGGAGCAUCCUUGCUGCCAUCAGAAGAGUCUAAAAAAGGAACAGACAGACUUCAAAUAGAGCCUCAAUACUUUGCAUCUAUUGGUCGAGAGGUCAAGGUCAUACAUGAAUCUGGAAUAGUAGUGUAUGAUUCACCAUCCACGGCUAUUCCUGUUGGUCAGCUGAUAGCUGUACGACCAAUGACAAAGGAGUUUGACAAUUUCUCCAUUCGAGUUUUAGCAGUUGGUAAAUCAAGUACCAUUGCUAUGGGCUUAGCACCACAGAACUACGCCCCAAACCGACAGCCAGGCUGGAAUUCUCAAUCCAUUGGCUACCAUGCAGAUGAUGGAGGGAUUUAUCUGGAAUCGGGCUAUGCUACAAGAAAAACACAGAAAUGUCAAGUUGGUGAUAUAAUGUCCUUUUACAUCGACUUUGCCAAGAACAAAGGCUUCUUUAGAAAGAAUGGAGAGAAAAUGAUUGAGUUAAAUUUGAACUUUAACAAACUAGCGUGUUAUCCUACGAUAGGAUUGCACUCUCAUGGGGAAGCUGUGGAGAUCCUAGAGAAAGAAUUUUGGAUUCCAAAAACAGAGCAAGAAAGCAAUUACACUCCACCUGCCUAUGCGACAUACAAAUAUGGGAAUCUCUGGAUCAGUCCUGGUGACAAAGUGCCCUUGACUAGAUUAAAGGAUAACAAGUUGACUGGAUGGAUCAUCCUCCAUAAUCCAAUUAAAGAUCCUGUUGGAUUUAAGGUACGAGUGGAAGGUGCAAAAGACUUGCAGUUCUUUGGUAUCAUUGACAACAAGAAAAACUGGUUAAAAGAUCUGAUUAUAGAAAAUGAUACUGUGGUGAAUGAAGUUAUAGUGGAAUGGACAUCUUUAGAGCCAGGAAGAACUUACAAAAUUGAUGAGAUGAAGACAUUUUUCGGAGAGUCGGAGGAGCAGGUUAAUCAAAGCAGCCAUCUGCACAGAUUACCUGUAGAGAUUAUAAACACAACAGAUGCUAUAGAAACAUUGCAGACAGUGUCAAGCGGACCUCCUCGAGACAAGAAGUCCCUGUGUUUGUCGGUAUAUCGGAACAUGAAACUGGUUGAUGAAUACUGGCUCAAAUAUGGAAACUACAAUGUGUCUGUCGAAGCCUCAAAUAAAAAAGCAAAAUUUUUGCUGAAGUAUCCGAAAUGCCAAAGUUUCACAUACCCAAGGGGCUUUCAGAAAGGAAUGAAGUUUGUUAUCUACCUGGAUAGUGAGAAGGCAUUUGCAGAAUGUGUUGUGGUUGAGGUAUACCCAGGCGGGAAAAGUUUGGCUCUUGAGUACUCCCCUAAGGAUCGAACAUCAAACUUGACUGUUUGUGUGAUGACAACAUCAUCUGCGUUCAGUUUCUCGGAAUAUGACAAUGAUCAGUCUGUAGUCAUUCCUUAUGAAACAAGAAACACGCCAUCAAAUCUCACCAGGACGUUUGUCAAUGCUCCACCAUACCUUCUAUCUGAGGGAGCAAAGAAGGCAUUGCCAGCAUUGUACCCUGAGUGGAAGGCCAACAUGCUGAAAUCCAUGGCUGAUUGUUCACAGGUGUUUACCAGAUUAACAGUGCAGGAACACAACAUUGCCCAGGCAGCAAAGAACUUGAUGCAUUGGUACCCAGAGAGUUACAAUGGGCACUUGUUUACGUUCUUACCGAGUCAGUUAACCCAGUCAAAACUGGUUUAUCCUCAACCAGAACAGAUGUUCUCCAAUGUGUCCGUCCAUAGACUGUGUUUUGCCGAGAAUGAACUGUUGCUGUCCUCAGGUUACCAUGAUCAAACCUUGUUUGAGAUGCCGCUAAAAUUAGCCUUACAUUAUGUAGACAUUCCUGGUAUACCUCCGGAUAAAUCUUUACCAGUGGACGUCCUAUUUGGAGAAGGUCUGAACGUGUGGACCUAUGUUGCUCUAAUAGCCACCAAGCUGUACCUGCCUUCUUAUAAGAAGAUGAUACCUGAUGACUCUGGAAAAUUUUCACGUGAGCAAAUAGAACAGGUUUUAUACAACAUGCUGCAGACAUAUACCUCACUGUGUGGGAUAUAUGCGGCAUCAUGGGGUGGCAUACAGUACUCUCAGAUGAGCGAAGUUCGCGACGUACGUAGAGCUAUUCAACACGAGGAUAAAUAUCUUGUGCAACUUACACAAGCUCAACAGUUUGACCCCCAUGUGCUCAUUCAAAAGGGAGAUUUUGCAAUCUGUAAAGCACAUCUGAUGAAUUAUGGGAUUAGUGAUAACGAAAAUCUCUAUUUCAAAGAAGAAGUAGAAUUUAAGUAUCAGUUCUUCGAGCCAUAUAUUGAUCAUGUGACCUUAUUUCUAUGGUGUCACGAAGAGUUGAAGCAGCUACCAGAGGAUUUUUUCAAGCGGUUUGCAAAUUUGAUACAUUUCAAACUGGGAGAGUAUGGUACAAUUAUGUCAAAGUUCAAGAAACUUCCGGAAGGCAUUGGUGCAGCAAAGAAACUGAGGUAUGUUGAAAUAUAUGAUGUUGCCAUGGAGAAACUGCCAGAUGACAUCUUCAUGGGGAAAAACGUUGAAACAUUGCUGUGUUCGAACAUUCCGGUGAAAACAUUACCAACACAGUGGCCAACAGAGAGCAAGCUGAGUAAACUCUCGUUAUGUGGGCUGUUGAUUGACAAGUUACCGGAGGAGAUAGGUCAACUGAGUGAGUUAAAGGAGUUUGACCUUUGUCGUAAUCCAAUCACUGAUCUUCCUGGUGCUCUACAGAAACUGAAAAAACUCACGUUUCUUAGUUUACAAGGUUGCCCACUGCUUAUUCUUGAAGGGAAACGUACAUCAGUUCGUACAACGCACCAACAGUUUGAGCACUGGUAUAGUCAGAACCCUUACAUUCGUUAUAUGCUUGGAUUCGAUGACAAAGACAAGCUUUUUGGUGUAUUUGAUGCAAAUCACAAUGGAAGUCUGGAUGAAGAGGAGAUUGCAGCGCUAAAUUUAGAAUUCUUUUUCAAAGUUCCUCGUCUUGGUAUUACAGACAUAAAUGAUGAGGUGACUGGUGGUAUACCUCCUGUGGUUUUCAAUUUGAAGAGUCUUGUUGAACUUCAUUUGGAAUACAACGCCAUCACUAUGGUACCACAGGCUAUCAACAACCUGUCAAACUUGAAACUGUUGGGUCUCAGUCAUAACCCACUGUUAGAGUCCCUGCCAGGAUCUCUUGGACAUUUGCCAAAUAUUCAAA
Messenger RNA from Ruditapes philippinarum (Manila clam), 7846 nucleotides. RefSeq lists its product as uncharacterized. The annotation marks the transcript as partial. The transcript has 53 exons. The record is from RefSeq and is a predicted model, not a curated record. Gene Ontology annotation, molecular function: protein binding. NCBI's taxonomy places the organism in Eukaryota, Metazoa, Mollusca, Bivalvia, Venerida, Veneridae.